GUAAAAGUCACGUUGGAAGGAAAACGGGAGAGAGAUAUCUCCUUACAGCUGCUGUCAGAUAUCCGAUCGCGUUCGCAUGGCGAGGGGGUAACCUGAUCGAGCUGGGAGGAGUGACUCUACAAGGGAAGGCUUGAACAAAAAAAAUGUCUUCUUCUUCUGCCGGAGAGGUCACAACAGCAAAUGACAUCAAGAGGGAAAAUGUGAAGGAGGUGGAUACACGGGAGUGUAUCAAGCUUGUGGCGCUGGACGCAGCGGAGUUGUCCAUGGAGCGCGCGGCUCCCAACACUGACGCGGUGCGCACAGAGCUGUUGGUGAGCGCCGCUUCCUCUCUUGCGUUCUCUCCGGAGCAAGUAGCGUGCGUCUGUGAGGCGCUCCAACAGGGGGGCAAUGUGGACCGGCUGGCCAGGUUCUUGUGGUCUCUGCCACAGAGCGACCUGCUCCGCGGCAACGAGAGCAUCCUAAAAGCCCAAGCUCUGGUCGCGUUCCACCAGGCUCGGUAUCAGGAGCUUUAUAGUAUUCUGGAGAACCACAGUUUCAGUCCGUCCAACCACACCUUUUUGCAAGAUCUGUGGUACAAGGCCCGGUACACCGAGGCGGAGAAGGCGCGGGGAAGACCCCUGGGCGCCGUGGACAAGUACCGGAUCCGGAGAAAGUACCCUCUCCCCAGGACUAUCUGGGACGGCGAGGAGACAGUUUAUUGUUUCAAGGAAAGGUCACGAAACGCGCUGAAGGAUCUCUAUAAUCAAAAUAGGUACCCGUCUCCAGCUGAGAAAAGAAACCUCGCCAAGAUAACAGGACUCUCCCUGACCCAGGUCAGCAACUGGUUUAAAAACAGGAGGCAGAGAGACAGAAACCCUUCGGAGGCACAAUCAAAGAGUGAGUCGGAUGGUAAUCACAGCACAGAAGACGAGUCCAGUAAAGGCCAGGAGGAACUGUCCCCUCGGCCACUCUCCAACUCGUCAGAUGGAGUGAUAACUCAUGGGACCCUUCCCAUUCAGUCGGGACCUCUGGACAGUGGGGUUGUUAUCCAGCAGAUCGGGGACAUUAAGGUGCCUCCAGGAUCCGGUGGUGGCGGCCUGUACAAUGGAAGUCUAGCAACCAGUAACACACCCUCCACUGUCUUUCACAAUGGCGGUUCGUCUUACCUUUCUUCCCCUGGAAACAUCCUCUUCAACGGGCUCAACCUGGGCAUUCAGCCCUUGACGUUUAACCCACUGCGGUCGUCCAGUGGGGUGCUUUUAAGCGGCUCUGGGGUGGACAUGCAGAUGCAGAGUGGACAGGAGAAAGGACUGGGCAGUGGCGAGGAGUCCUCCUUACAGUACCACUCCUACUCUGGCUGCGUGAACGGGGCAGACGUGAAGGCGGAGGGGGUUCACACCAUGGCGGUCCAGAAUGGAGCCUCGUCUGUGCUGACAUUCAGCUCUCCAUCAGCUGCUCUACAGCUGGGUGGCUACAAUCUAGUCCAGGUACCGAGUGGAGUGUCAGACAAUGAUGGCGGCUCCCUGCUCAACAGCGAUGUGGGUCUACCUCCAUUGCAGCUUUCCUCAGCGUCUUCUUCCUCAACAAUUACAGAACAAGGUUCCAUGCCUCUGAAUAAUGUAGCGGUGACCUCCUCGAGCGAUGACUCAUUCCAGCAGCAGGACAAGCUGACCAUGACGUCUCUGCACCACAGCACCAUCCUCUACAGCAUGAGCAGCAGCGCCCAGCAGCCAAUCAAGAAGGAGCCCUUGGAAGCGGGCAUGUUCUCCUCGUACCACCACGGGCUCCACCUGAACCCCGGUGGUCAGAUCAGCUACAGCGACCCCAACUCGGUGGAGAUCUCCUCGAGUCACAAUGCCACCUCCACUACUGAUGCUGUCAGCUCGUCCAGCCCCGAGCCAGAAGUCUACACCACCCUGACUGUCAGCACGCCUCUGAUGGCUCAACCAGACCCUAACAACCACCACCUCCAAUCCACAGAGUACCUCAGGACCCACGAGGGCCGGCAAGGGGCCUCAUCAUCACACCUGAUCGGCCCCGGCAUGAACAGCAACUAUAUGAACCUUCCUGACAGUAAAGUGGAUGGAUCGGGGUCUGGAGGCAUGAAUGAAAUGGUGCGGGCGAUGUGCGGCGAGAUGGAAACAGUGGGAGGGAAGGAGCUAGCCAAACUACAGACAGUGCAGAUGGAUGACGACAUGGCUGACCUCUAGCCCUGCAUCUGACCCCUCACAGAGGCGCCUCACAACCUCCUGAGCAGUGAUAUGACGAUUCUUUUUACUCUUAUGUGUGAGUGUGCGUGUGUGUUUUAAACCCUUGAAUUUCCUUUAAAUUAUUUGCAUUUG
Messenger RNA from Oryzias melastigma (Indian medaka), 2321 nucleotides. It is a transcript of the gene six4a, whose product is annotated as SIX homeobox 4a. Lineage: Eukaryota; Metazoa; Chordata; Actinopteri; Beloniformes; Adrianichthyidae. The record is from RefSeq and is a predicted model, not a curated record. The transcript is spliced from 3 exons. Gene Ontology annotation, biological process: regulation of transcription by RNA polymerase II. Gene Ontology annotation, molecular function: RNA polymerase II cis-regulatory region sequence-specific DNA binding; DNA-binding transcription factor activity, RNA polymerase II-specific. Gene Ontology annotation, cellular component: nucleus; transcription regulator complex. The coding region runs from base 144 to 2189 and encodes 681 amino acids.